AUGGCGUCCGUAAAGUUUCCGUUUUCCAAAGCGCCUUUGCGCACUAUCAAGGAAAUCCAGUUCGGCCUUCUCUCCCCAGAAGAGAUCAAGAGAAUGAGUGUUGUUCAUGUGGAAUAUCCUGAAACUAUGGAUGAUGCAAGGCAGCGACCCAGAGAAAAAGGAUUAAAUGACCCGCGACUUGGUACCAUUGAUCGAAAUUGGCGUUGUGCGACCUGUGAAGAGGGUAUCAAUGAUUGCCCAGGUCAUUUCGGUCAUAUUGAACUAUCUACACCAGUUUUCCACAUUGGUUUCUUGACUAAGAUCAAGAAGCUCUUGGAGACUGUUUGCCACAAUUGUGGAAAGAUCAAGGCCAACACGAAUGACCAGAAAUACCUAGAUGGUCUCCGCUUUCGCGACCCUAAACGGCGCUUCGACGCGAUUUGGCGAUUAUCAAAGGAUGUUCUUAUAUGUGAAGCUGAUCCUCCUGAAGAAGAUGAACCGUUUGGCAAGGAAAGCGCCAAGAUGCCCAAAGGCCAUGGCGGAUGCGGAAAUGCACAGCCUCAAAUCCGAAAAGAAGGCAUUAGUCUUGUCGGCACGUGGAAGCCCAAUAAGAUGAGGGAUAUAAUGGAUGAUACCGACAUUCAACAACCGGAGAAGAAACAAAUCACGCCUCAGAUGGCUCUGAAUAUAUUCAGGAACAUUUCGGAAGAGGAUGUACGGAUUUUGGGUUUGAGCAAUGAUUAUGCUAGACCAGAGUGGAUGAUUAUUACCGUACUUCCAGUCCCUCCUCCACCGGUUCGCCCCAGUGUUCUUGUGGGUGGAAGUUCUGGCGGGCAGCGAGGCGAAGACCAUUUGACCUAUAAACUGGCUGAAAUCAAAUCAAACCGCCCGGUCAAAGCUAUUCGUGGGCGUCUAAAGGGGAAAGAAGGCCGGUUGAGACAAAACUUGAUGGGCAAACGUGUUGACUUCUCAGCCCGUACCGUUAUCACUGGUGACCCCAACCUAUCUUUAGAUGAGGUUGGAGUUCCGGUCAGCAUUGCACAGACUUUGACAUACCCGGAGGUUGUCACUCCUUACAAUAUCAAUAAGUUAGGUCAGCUUGUCGACAAUGGCCCCGACAUUCACCCUGGAGCGCGUUAUGUGAUCCGUAGCUCUGGAGAACGCAUUGAUCUCCGACAUCACAAAGGUGGUGGCGGCCGGAAUUUCUUGCAAUGGGGUUGGAAGGUUGAGCGUCAUCUCAUGGACGGAGAUGUCAUCUUGUUCAAUCGUCAACCCUCCUUGCAUAAAGAAUCCAUGAUGGCUCACCGUGUUCGAGUUAUGCCAUACUCCACAUUCCGUUUGAAUUUGUCUGUUACAACUCCCUACAACGCUGAUUUUGAUGGUGAUGAAAUGAACUUGCACGUUCCACAAAGUGAAGAAGCCCGUGCAGAGCUUAGCCAGCUCUGUUUGGUUCCCUUGAAUAUCGUCUCGCCGCAAAGAAAUGGGCCGUUAAUGGGUAUUGUUCAGGAUACACUUUGUGGUAUCUACAAAAUUUGCCGCCGUGAUGUCUUUUUGACAAAAGAGCAAGUGAUGAACAUUAUGCUCUGGGUUCCGGAAUGGGAUGGGGUGCUCCCACAACCCGCAAUCUUGAAACCCCGCCCGAGAUGGACUGGCAAACAGAUAAUCAGUAUGGUUCUGCCGUCUGGCCUUAAUCUUCUGCGCGUGGAUCGUGAUCGAGUGCCCUUAUCUGAGAAAUUCUCGCCCUUAACCGAUUCAGGCCUUUUAGUGCAUGGUGGCGAGCUAAUGUACGGAAUGUUUUCUAAAAAGACUGUUGGUGCAACCGGUGGUGGUAUUGUGCACACCAUUUACAACGAGUAUGGCCCAGACGUUUGUAUGAACUUUUUCAAUGGCGCCCAAACUGUGGUCAACUACUGGUUACUGCAUAACGGAUUCAGCAUCGGUAUUGGUGAUACAAUCCCGGAUCUUGCUACUAUUCAAAAGAUCGAGGAAGCCGUUCGCAUUCGGAAAGAAGAAGUCGACUCGAUUACUGCCAGCGCAACAGAGAAUACACUUGAACCACUUCCUGGUAUGAGUGUUCGAGAAACGUUUGAAAGCAAAGUCUCUCGGGCACUCAACAAUGCUCGUGAUGAAGCAGGUACUGAGACUGAAAAGAGCCUGAAAGAUUUGAACAAUGCAGUACAGAUGGCGCGCUCUGGAUCCAAAGGAUCAACAAUCAAUAUUUCCCAGAUGACAGCCGUUGUUGGGCAGCAGUCCGUUGAGGGAAAGCGUAUUCCAUUUGGGUUCAAGUAUCGCACAUUACCCCAUUUCACGAAGGACGAUUACUCCCCAGAAUCCCGUGGGUUCGUAGAGAAUUCUUACCUACGUGGAUUGACACCAACUGAAUUCUUCUUCCACGCUAUGGCUGGUCGAGAGGGUCUCAUUGAUACCGCCGUGAAAACUGCUGAAACUGGUUAUAUCCAGCGAAAACUCGUGAAAGCUUUGGAAGAGGUGAUGGUCAAGUAUGAUGGCACCGUUCGCAAUUCGCUUGGUGAUGUUAUACAGUUCCUGUAUGGAGAAGAUGGCCUGGAUGGCGCAUUCAUCGAGAACCAACGCGUUGAUGUUAUUAAAUGCUCUGAUGAGCAAUUCCGCAAUAGGUUCCGUAUCGAUCUUAUGGAUCCUGAGAAGUCGCUUUCUCCCGAAAUUCUCGAACAAGCUACGGAGAUAACUGGUGACAUAGAAGUGCAACGUUACCUCGACGAAGAAUGGGAGCAAUUGCAAAAGGACAGAGUAUUUUUACGUUCUGCUGCAAAAGAGGACGAAGAAAUGAUGCAAUUGCCAAUCAACGUCCAGCGGAUCUUAGAAUCUGCCAAAACCACCUUUAGAAUUCGUGAGGGAACCAUUAGCGAUCUGCAUCCUGCAGAAGUCAUUCCUCAAGUACAAGCAUUACUUGAGCGUUUGGUUGUUGUCCGUGGGGAUGAUAUUAUAUCAAAGGAAGCGCAAGAGAACGCCACCUUACUUUUCAAGGCUCAACUCCGCUCCAGAUUGGCAUUUAAGCGCCUGGUUGUGGAAUAUUCAUUGAACAAGCUUGCCUUCCAACAUGUGCUCGGCGCUAUCGAAAGUCGAUUCGCGAAAGCGGCAGCCAAUCCAGGUGAAAUGGUCGGCGUAUUGGCAGCGCAAUCUAUUGGAGAGCCUGCAACACAGAUGACAUUGAACACUUUCCAUUUCGCUGGUGUAUCUUCAAAGAACGUUACACUUGGUGUCCCUCGUUUAAAAGAAAUUCUGAACGUUGCCACCAAUAUCAAAACGCCAUCCAUGACUGUUUACCAAGACCCUUCUCGUGCAAUGGACAAAGAGUCCGCCAAACAGCUUCGCAGCAUUGUCGAACAUACAAGCUUAAGAUCGGUGACAGAAGCAACUGAAAUCUACUAUGAUCCUGAUAUUCAGUCAACUGUGAUUGAGAAUGACCUUGACAUGGUUGAGUCUUACUUCAUUAUACCAGAAGAUGUCAUGGACGAUUCAUCCCGUCAGUCGAAAUGGCUACUCCGUAUCAUUUUGAGCCGUCCGAAAUUACUUGACAAAGGACUUACUGUUCAGGAUGUUGCGAUGAAGAUUAAAGAAUCUUAUCCUUCGGACAUUGCGGUUAUCUUCAGUGACAACAACGCUGACGAACAGGUCAUUCGAAUUCGCCAAAUUCAAGACCCCAAACAGGAUGAGGAUGAUGACGAUACUGAAUAUGAUGUAACAUUGAAAAAGCUGGAAUCACAUCUACUUGAUACACUUACUCUUCGUGGUGUAGCAGGAGUUGAACGUGCCUUCAUCAAUGAAAAGUCCCGGGUCCGCCAGGUUGAAGACGGUUCACUUUACAAGAGCGCCGAGGAUCCUCAGUGCAAGGAAUGGGUGCUUGAAACUAGCGGAUCCGCCCUCGGCGAUGUCCUAGCACUUCCAGGAGUCGAUUCUACCCGAACGUAUUCCAAUCAGUUCAUUGAGAUUCUCGAGGUUUUCGGGAUCGAAGCGACACGAACUGCUCUCUUACGAGAACUCACCCAAGUGCUGGCGUUCGACGGUUCAUAUGUCAACCAUCGUCAUCUCGCUCUACUCUGUGAUGUCAUGACUUCGAGAGGAUUCCUCAUGGCUGUCACCAGACACGGUAUCAAUCGCGCGGAUACUGGAGCUUUGAUGAGAUGCUCCUUCGAAGAGACUGUGGAAAUUUUGCUUGAUGCCGCAGCGUUUGCUGAGCUCGAUGACUGCCGGGGCGUUUCCGAGAAUCUUAUCCUAGGCCAAAUGGCACCUGCGGGUACUGGUGAAUUCGAUGUUUACCUUGACCAGACCAUGCUUAUGGGAGUUGUAUCCAAUAAUGCAGGUCUGGUUACUAUGGGUAAUGUGGACAAGGGAUUGAUUUCUGAUGGUGCGGCAACCCAAUACGACAGUGGUUCUCCAAUGCAAGAGAAUAUGUACAUUAGCUCGCCCGAUCCUGAUUCACAGUUCUCUCCGAUCGGACAAACCGGAUCGGAAACUCCAGCGGGAUUCACUGAAUACCAACCACCAGGUUUUGGUGGCUUUAGCCCUGCUGGAGCAAGAAGCCCGGGAGGUGGUUAUUCGCCAACCAGUCCUUUUAACACCAGUCCAACGUCUCCUGGAUAUUCUCCCUCCUCUGGUUACUCCCCAACUUCUCCUGGCAUGGGUAUAACCAGCCCGCGGUUCAUGACUUCUCCGGGAUUCUCUCCAGCAAGCCCUAGCUUCGCCCCUACAUCACCAGCCUAUUCUCCCACUUCCCCCGGCUAUGGACAGGCUCAAUCUCCCACUUCUCCUUCAUAUUCACCUACCUCUCCCGGAUUCUCCCCAACCUCUCCAAGCUACAGUCCUACAUCACCAAGCUUCAGCCCAGCUUCCCCUGCAUUCAGUCCUACCUCACCGAGUUACAGUCCAACUAGCCCUGCGCUUGGUGGAGUUACUGGCAGGCACCUCUCACCAACUUCACCGACAUCUCCGAAAUACACUCCUACCUCACCUGGUUGGUCGCCUACCAGCCCAGACGCUUAUUCACCAACGUCUCCAAACUUCGCUGGUUCUCCGACUUCUCCAGGGUGGUCCUUACUUCCCCCAGGUUACAGCCCAACGUCCCCUACUUACAAUCCAAACAUCUCCGCGCCAGUAAAGUUAACGCUUGGCUUAUCUGACGUUUUGUUCCCAAUAUACCCCUAUCUAUCGACGACCCCAAAGUACCUUUGUACCACCAGUUGCCUUUUUUAUCCCGUACGGGCAUUUAGGCCUAUGUCGCAUGUGUGA
Molecule: messenger RNA, 5244 nt
Organism: Uncinocarpus reesii 1704
Lineage: Eukaryota; Fungi; Ascomycota; Eurotiomycetes; Onygenales; Onygenaceae
Product: DNA-directed RNA polymerase II subunit RPB1
Exons: 6
Coding region: 1-5244 (1747 amino acids)
Biological process (GO): transcription by RNA polymerase II
Cellular component (GO): RNA polymerase II, core complex
Molecular function (GO): DNA binding
Source: RefSeq, a predicted model, not a curated record